Corythoichthys intestinalis (scribbled pipefish) is the source of this 3359-nucleotide messenger RNA. RefSeq names its product DDHD domain containing 1b (gene ddhd1b). The record is from RefSeq and is a predicted model, not a curated record. The transcript has 13 exons. Gene Ontology annotation, molecular function: metal ion binding; glycerophospholipase activity. The coding region runs from base 388 to 2913 and encodes 841 amino acids. Lineage: Eukaryota; Metazoa; Chordata; Actinopteri; Syngnathiformes; Syngnathidae. Gene Ontology annotation, cellular component: cytoplasm.
AAAACAUAACGUACGAAACUAGAAUUUCUUUUCAGGCAGAUUUUAUUUUGACGGGAUCAACCGGAUAUUUUUAGUGCGGAUUCAUGGCAACCACACUGCUGAGAUUGCCUUCCAAAACUAGCAUCGUUGAUGUGAACUAACGGUGAUAUACGACGAUAAAAAAAAAAAACUACAAAGGGAUGACUAAGGACGCUGCAGGAUACAUUUAUUAUUUUUUCAUUGAAAAGGUUUGAAUGGGUGUUUUCGAAAACAAUGACUGUAACGUGAGCAAAUAUUGUCGUCGAUUUGACAGACAGUCGUACAGAUGUUACGAACCAAAAUGCAGGGAAUGGGAUUAUAGUGGCACGCUUUGUGUUGUAUUUACGUUGAACGGGUUGAACUAGAACAAUGAGCAAUAUGAAGGACAAAGCGACUAUCCGUCAGCAGAGCUCGGAUAAUAACUCUGUGAGCAGCAGUGAAUGGGACAUGGCAAAUGAUGUCUUCGUGUCGGGCUACGACGAGAAUCCGAUGGGAGUGGAAAGCCGCGCCGGCGAGAGUGACCCAGUAGAACCCUGUUUGGACAGACACCUUCCCCUUUUAUCACAGGACGGUAUCAUGCUGUCCCUAUCCGAGGAAGAAUAUUCGAGCCCGUCUUACCUGGAAAUCGACCCAAACUACACUGAAAGUGACGGUAACGUGACAACCAAGAAACGCAUACGUUCCAACAGCUCCAGGCACAGGGGUGAGAUCGUCACCGAGUUGGGCCCGGAGGAGGUCAGGUGGUUUUACAAGGAAGACAAACGGACGUGGAAACCUUUCGUUGGACACGACUCUUUAAAAAUCGAGACCGCCUACGGAAGGUUCUGUGAGGUGAACCCCGACAAGGUCAAACGCAUCUGUGAAGCCAUCGAGACCGAAGGCAAAGAUGCAGUCACGUCCGAAGAGGACCAGACAGUGGAUGAAUGCAAUGUUCAGCCCUCAGUGUCCGAGGAGAUGAAAGACCCGGACGAAAGCAUUAACAUGGAGGCGGUGUGUGUGAGAGGAGGGCUAUAUGAAGUGGACAUCAAGGAGAAGGAAUGCUACCCUGUUUACUGGAACCAGCAAGAUCGUAUUCCUGUGAUGAGAGGCCUGUGGUUCAUUGAUGGAACCUGGCUUCCUUUGGAGGAAGAUGAGAGUGACAUGAUCGAGCAAGAGCACUUAACACGUUUCCGAGGUCAACAAAUGAGGGACACCUAUGAAAUGGAAGCGGUGACCACCACAGUUGACAGCAAAGAUGCUAUUCACAGUUUGAAGCUGAGCCGCAGCCAUGUUGACUGGCACAGUGUUGAUUUGGUGUACCUGUACAGCGAUGCUACCACUUCUAAGAUUGCACGAACUGUCACUCAGAAACUGGGCUUCUCUAAAGCUUCCAGCAGUGGGACACGUCUCCAUAGAGGGUAUGUAGAAGAGGCAGCACCUGAGGACACUCCACCUGAAACCACCCACAUUGUGUUUGUGGUGCAUGGCAUCGGUCAGAAGAUGGACCAGGGUCGGAUCAUUAGGAACACCAGCAUGAUGAGAGAUGCUGCCAGAAAGAUGGAGGAUAAGCACUUUCCUAAUCGCACUACAGAGCAUGUUGAGUUUCUUCCUGUUGAAUGGCGAUCAAAACUGGCUCUUGAUGGAGACAUGGUUGACACCAUCACGCCAGACAAACUCAGAGGUCUCAGAGAUAUGUUGAACAGCAGCGCCAUGGAUAUUAUGUACUACACUAGCCCACUCUACAGAGAUGAGAUUACCCGAGGUCUGACUCUAGAGCUGAACCGUCUUUACUCACUUUUCUGCUCGCGGAAUCCAGACUUUGAAAAAAAUGGGAAGGUCUCAAUUGUGUCACACUCUUUAGGCUGUGUCAUCACUUUUGACAUUAUGACUGGCUGGGACCCGGUGCGCUUUCACCAUUUAGAAGUGCCAGAUCCUGAAGAAACAAAGGCCCGUUGGCCAAGUGAUGAAGAGCGCCAUCUUCAGGAGCAGCUUAGACUUACACGUCUCAGGUUGAGGGAUUUGGAAGAUCAGUUCCAGGGCUUGCAGACAUUGUCUUGUGUUGCAGUACCAGCUUUGAAAUUUAAGGUGGAGAAUUUCUUCUGUAUGGGCUCCCCUCUGGCAGUAUUUUUGGCAUUACGAGGCAUCCGUCCAGGAAGCAAUGGUGUGCAGGACCAUAUCCUCCCCACCUCAAUCUGCAAACGCCUCUUCAACAUAUUCCAUCCCACUGAUCCUGUGGCGUACAGAUUGGAACCUCUUAUCUUAAAGCACUACAGUAACAUUGCACCUGUUCAAAUCCACUGGUACAACACCACCAGCCCCACUCCAUAUGAUCAAAUCCGCCCCACGCUGCUUAACCUUUCCAAAGAGGCAACAUCUAUAUCGGACUCAGAAAGCCUUCCUAGUCCCUGUACCUCCCCGCCCCAGGCACGGCGACAUUAUGGAGAGUCCAUCACCAACCUGGGCAAGGCCAGCAUCAUGGGUGCUGCAAGUAUAGGAAAAGGAAUCGGGGGAAUCCUGUUUUCGCGCUUUUCUAGAUCCAGUGGCCAGGUGUGUGGAGUAGAAGAAGAGCCCUCGGAGUUUGAGGGUCCAACCACAGAAGUAGAAAACGCAGCGGGAGAGAAGGCAAUGCUUCCAGAAAGUGAUGAAAAGGAGAAACCAGUCGAGGAAGAGCAGAGGGAAAUAGAGCACUCAAUGUCACAGUCUACUUCCGUAGUCAUGGACCACGCCUCUUUGGAACUGGAAAGACGCAUCGACUUUGAGCUGCGAGAGGGCUUGGUCGAGAGCCGCUAUUGGUCGGCAGUGACGUCACACACAGCCUAUUGGUGCUCUUAUGACGUGGCACUUUUCCUCCUUACGUUUAUGUACAGACCCCAGGAGCCUCCUGAAACUGCUGACAACAACACAGAUGCCUCAUAGAAAAUACAUGCAUACUUGUCAAUUCAUUUUCUAUUCGCACGUUUAAAAAAGAAAGUGAGCGCACUGCCUUUCUCAGUUACAGAUGAAUUAUAAAAUUCUCUACCUAAAAAAUUUUAUUGAUUAAAGACUAAUGCUAUUUUUUACACUGAUACACUUUCUAAAAUUUGAAAUUUUUUAACCUUAAUGUUAUUAUAGAGUAAAUCCAUGUUAAUUUCUUCAUGUUAUUUAUGCAUCAUGGAUUAGAAUUUCGACACAUUCAUUUAAAUUAGCUUCACAGAAGAAUGAAAUGACUGUUACCAAGUGAAUUGAAACUGAAUUGACAUUGACAAACAUAAGUGCACGCACGCACACACACACACACACACACACACACACACACACACACACACACACACACACACACACACACACACACACACACUUGAGAGUCAUCCCAGUUUACACAC